UCAAUUUAAUAAUUAGAACCGAAACCAUUUAAACUUAUUGUCGCGUCUAGAUUCUCUCAGUUUAACUGGAGAAAAUCCACCAAGGAUGAUUUUUAAAGCGGUGUUUGUUCUUUCCUGUUUUAUAUUAAUAACUGGAUACAGUUUUUAUUCAUUCGUUGUCCGAACUCAACCCGAGUGUGCAAGACUUUUCCAGAGAGGAAGAGUCGGAUUUUUAGGUUGCCUUAAGCUUAAAGUAGAAAACCACUUUUCAAAAACAUUUUGCUCCGAAGAGAAUGAUUCGUGGCUGUCUUGCUUGAUAACCUACGAUUUCAACAAACGAGACUGUAAUUUAAUAAACGAAUUUAUGCAAGACUACUUCCCGGAUGAAAGUACCAUUAUGCAAAAUAUAUACAACCGUAUUUGCUGUAAAUCAAAACGGAAAUGGGGAUUACGAACGUUUUUCGAGUAUCUUGGCAAUCUUCCCUUUGAUAUCCAGAAAUAUAGUCGACACACCAUCUCAAAACAUAUAACUGGAUUUAUAUGCCCAAUAAUUGGUGGCAUACCCUUUAAUGGUUAUGCAUUCUUGGGUGUAAUAGCCACCAUUUUCAUACUGCUAAUUGGAAAAUUCAUCCAUCGAUGGUGGUGUUGGAAGAAGUCUCAGAAAAGGAAGAGAAAAUUAUAUGCUUAUUAAUCAGACUUUACAAAAUAAUGAACUGAACAGAAUAAUUUAAAAUUUAUUAAGAUAUACAAUCGUUUAAUGUUGAAAGUAUUUUUUGAACGUUUACCAUUCGAGAUUAAACCAUCAUUUUAAC
Messenger RNA from Centruroides sculpturatus (bark scorpion), 791 nucleotides. RefSeq lists its product as uncharacterized. The transcript has 3 exons. Bases 86 to 670 code for a protein of 194 amino acids. The record is from RefSeq and is a predicted model, not a curated record. NCBI's taxonomy places the organism in Eukaryota, Metazoa, Arthropoda, Arachnida, Scorpiones, Buthidae.